AUGUCCGACUCGACAGCCCAGACGACCCGGCAGCUCAAGAUCAAGACGGGCGUGGUGAAGCGUCUGUUCAAGGAGGAGCGGACAUACUAUCAAGAAGCGGAGCAGGCGCGGGCAAAGUUGCAGAAGAUGAGGGAUGAGGACGCUGAAGGGGCGGAUAUACGGAACGCUGAACGUGUCGUCAAGGAUUCGGAACAGAUGAUCCCCCGAACAAAGAAGAGCCUGGAUGAGGCCGUGGUGGCUCUGGAGGACUUGGUCGAUGGAAUGUCAUCUGAUGAGACCAUAACAGCGACGCAGGAGUACAAGGACGCGGCGGAGCAGUUGAAGGUGGUCAAGCAGGCUGGGACGCAGAAUGGGGCUUGA
This is a messenger RNA of Dioszegia hungarica, 360 nucleotides long. Its product is annotated as co-chaperone. Gene Ontology annotation, biological process: tubulin complex assembly; post-chaperonin tubulin folding pathway. Gene Ontology annotation, molecular function: beta-tubulin binding. The transcript is spliced from 4 exons. Gene Ontology annotation, cellular component: cytosol; microtubule cytoskeleton. The record is from RefSeq and is a predicted model, not a curated record. The coding region runs from base 1 to 360 and encodes 119 amino acids. Lineage: Eukaryota; Fungi; Basidiomycota; Tremellomycetes; Tremellales; Bulleribasidiaceae.